AUGGCUUGUUAAGAUCUUUAUCAAUAUUCUAAAUGGUUUGAUUCAAUGCAUUUUAAUGAAAGCUAUUUCAAAAGUUUAAAUAAGUCACGGUAAAUGUCAGAUAAGAUUGACUUAUCUGACAUUUAUUUGAAGUUGAGAAAAUGGCUCGCCGCUAUGACACUAGAACCAUAAUUUUCUCCCCCGAGGGUAGAUUAUACCAGGUUGAAUACGCGAUGAAAGCCAUAAGUAAUGCAGGCACAUGUCUGGGUAUUUUAGCGAACGAUGGAAUUUUCAUGGCCGCAGAAAAACGCAACACCAAUAAACUUCUUGAUGAAGUAUUUCCAACAGAAAAAAUCUACCAGCUAAACGAAAAUAUGGUUUGCAGUGUGGCUGGGAUAUCGUCAGACGCUUACAUAUUGAGAAACGAAUUAAGAUUGAUUGGGCAAAGGUACUUGUAUCAAUAUAAUAGGCCAAUUCCAUGUGAACAGUUGGUGUCGUGGUUGUGUGACACUAAGCAGGCAUACACACAAUUUGGUGGAAAACGUCCUUUUGGUGUUUCUCUUUUAUACAUGGGAUGGGACAUUCACCAUGGAUAUCAACUGUAUCAGUCUGAUCCAAGUGGUAAUUAUAGUGGAUGGAGGGCCGUUUGUAUUGGAAAUAAUAGUAGUUCAGUCACAUCUCUAUUGGCACAGGAGUACAAGAACGGAGAAAUGACUCUAAAUGAUUCUACACAUCUCGGCAUGAAAGUCCUAUUUAAAGCGCUAGAUAUGACAAAAUUAACUGCUGACAAAAUUGAAAUUGCAACCUUAAGAAGGGUUAACGAUAAAACGCUAAUUAACAUAUUAUCUAAAAAGGAAAUUCAAGAUUUAAUACAUGAUUUUGAGAUGAAACAAUCUCCGGCUGAGGUACCCUCAAAGAUAAUGAAAAUAAAUAAUUAGUGUUUACUAAUUUUGCAAUAUUAUGUAAUUUUAUUGUUAUACUCUAAUA
Messenger RNA from Aethina tumida (small hive beetle), 966 nucleotides. RefSeq names its product proteasome subunit alpha type-4-like. The transcript has a single exon. NCBI's taxonomy places the organism in Eukaryota, Metazoa, Arthropoda, Insecta, Coleoptera, Nitidulidae. Bases 141 to 917 code for a protein of 258 amino acids. The record is from RefSeq and is a predicted model, not a curated record. Gene Ontology annotation, cellular component: proteasome core complex; nucleus; proteasome core complex, alpha-subunit complex. Gene Ontology annotation, biological process: ubiquitin-dependent protein catabolic process.